Messenger RNA from Lotus japonicus, 2350 nucleotides. RefSeq lists its product as uncharacterized. The record is from RefSeq and is a predicted model, not a curated record. The transcript is spliced from 5 exons. Lineage: Eukaryota; Viridiplantae; Streptophyta; Magnoliopsida; Fabales; Fabaceae. Bases 202 to 2070 code for a protein of 622 amino acids.
UAAGAUCCAGAUUUGUUCUUCAAACAAAAAAAAAUUCCAGAUUUGCUGAAGAAGAGACCACGAAGACGAGCGAGACCUAGUCACGUUCGGCAGCGACGGCGGCGUACGGUUAUCCUCCACCGCUCCCUACCUUCGGCCUCUCGCCCUCAUAUCUUAGAUUUCAUCAAUUUCUUCAUCUGGAUUGUCUUCAUUUGAUUUUUGAUGCUUAGAGAUAUAAAGAGAGCUGCUCAAUCUGUUUGUAAAUUAAGUCGAGGAAUUGGCCUGCAAAGAAAUGGGCCAAUUGGCUCAGUUGGAUCGAAUAUCCACCAGCGCUGGGUGUACAUGCAAUAUAAGUUUGCUAGUGAAGCACGUAGUUCAUUAUUGUGGCAUGCAACAAGGGAAAACUUUAACAAAUGCUGCUCUUUUAGAAGCUUUUCUGUAACUUCAGCUAGUAAUGGAGUCACACGUCAUUCUCAGAUUGCUUGGAAAAGGCUAUACAGAAAAUAUUGUUCCAGUGAUGAUGGUGCAUUUCCUCCCACCAUAUAUAUGAUUGCUCAGGCAGUGAGCUUGGCUUUGGCUCGUUCUUAUUUGCUAGUACCUGGUAUUUUUGCAUUUACAUGUGGAGAGCUUGCAUUAUCUCAGCGAAAUUGGGCAGAUGUAGAACGUUACCCUUCACAGAAUGGUUUGUAUAUGCGCGCACAAGACGGGUAUAAUUACAUGUUCACAUUUACAUUCAUGAUAUUAGAAGUUCUUAUCUUAUUAGUGAGGGCUCUAUAUCUAGGAAUACUAUUCUCUCCGAGCAUUGCGAUGGCACCAUUUGCAGAUUAUUUCGGACCUAAGUUUAGGAAACUGUGGCUCAUUGUUGUUCAUCGCACACUAGAAAAAUCUGGUCCUGCAUUCAUAAAAUGGGGUCAAUGGGCAGCUACACGUCCUGAUCUUUUUCCUCGAGAUCUAUGCACUAAGCUUUCAGAACUUCAUAUGAAAGCUCCUGAGCAUAGUUUCAGCUACACAAAGAAAACUAUAGAAAAAGCAUUUGGUCGAAAAAUUUCUGAAAUUUUUGACAAUUUUGAAGAAUUGCCUGUAGCAUCUGGAAGCAUCGCCCAAGUGCACCGCGCUUCAUUAAAAUAUCGUUAUCCUGGUCAGCAAGCAAAGCCAUUCUUGGUUGCCGUAAAGGUUAGACAUCCUGGUGUAGGAGACUCAAUCAGAAGAGAUUUUGCUAUCAUUAACUUUGUGGCAAAAGUUUCGAAGUUCAUUCCUGCUCUUAAUUGGUUAAGAUUAGAUGAGAGUGUACAACAGUUUGCAGUUUUCAUGAUGUCCCAAGUUGACCUUGCUAGGGAAGCUGCCCACUUGAACCGCUUUAUUUAUAAUUUCCGUAGAUGGAAGGAUGUUUCUUUCCCUAAGCCUGUCUAUCCGCUUGUGCACCCUGCUGUUUUGGUGGAAACAUAUGAAAAUGGAGAAAGUGUUGCACAUUAUGUUGAUGGUCUUCAAGGACAUGAACAUUUUAAAUCUGCUCUUGCUCACAUUGGGACUCAUGCACUUUUGAAGAUGCUUCUGGUGGACAACUUCAUUCAUGCAGAUAUGCAUCCUGGAAAUAUCCUUGUUCGACAGGGAAAGUCUCGCAAACGGCUCUUCAAAUCAAAGCCUCAUGUAAUUUUCCUUGAUGUAGGCAUGACUGCUGAACUUUCUGGCAGUGAUAGAGUAAAUUUAGUUGAAUUUUUCAAAGCUGUUGCCCGUCGUGAUGGCCGAACUGCAGCAGAAUGCGCACUCAGUUUAUCAAAGCAACAGAACUGCCCAGAUCCAAAUGCUUUCAUUGAGGAAGUGGAAGAGGCGUUUACAUUUUGGGGCACCCCGGAAGGUGACCUGGUUCAUCCUGCAGAGUGUAUGGAGCAAUUACUUGAGAAAGUUAGGCGUCACAGAGUUAAUGUUGAUGGCAAUGUUUGUACUGUCCUGGUGACGACCUUGGUUCUUGAGGGUUGGCAGCGAAAGCUUGAUCCUGGGUACAAUGUGAUGCAGACUUUGCAGACAUUGUUACUUAGAGCUGAUUGGGCAAAGUCUCUUUCUUACACAAUUGACGGACUCAUGGCCCCUUGAGGAGAUUUCCUUCUCUGUUUGAGGCUUCAAAUUUUGAACAUUCAUCUUCUGUCCUAAGGACUUUCUCACAUUUACCCAUUUUUUUUCUCUACAAAGUCUCCAUGUAAUUUUUUUUGUUUAUUUUCCAACAGUUAUUUUGUGAGCACCACAGUCAACAAGAAAAAUGAAAGUGGAAAGAAUAAAACGGUGAAUAUUUCCCUUCCCACUCCUUUUCUCUCAAUUGGACUUGUACGGUUGUACCCGCAGGAAGAAGCAAGAUAUAUAAAGGCAUGUUUUGUUA